CAACAACUCCUCAUAAUUGGAUAAUCUUCUUUUUCUCUAGUCGAUCAAAAAUCAAAAAGAAAAACGAGCACUCCAUCUAUGUCCAAUAACCAUGAAUGACGCAAAGCUAAAACCAACACUGCUCAUUUUUUGCCUAAUCUCAUCUCUAACCGUCUUUUGUCGAUCUUGUUAUGCUAAAUGCCACGACCAUGAUCAAGAGUUCAAUUAUGAUGAAGGAAGUGGGAGAGGGCCAUCGGAAUGGGGCUCACUCGAUCCAAACUGGAGAGCCUGUGGGGAAGGGAAAUCUCAGUCUCCGAUCGAGCUUUACCAGAUGGUGAAACAUGCACCAGAGCUUGGGAAGCUUAAGAGAGCCUACAGGGCAGCGCCUGCUACCAUUGCCAACAGGGGACAUGAUGUCGCGGUGACAUGGAAAGGAGAUGCAGGAAAGAUCAGGAUCAAUGGAACUACUUACAGGCUGCAACAAUGCCAUUGGCAUACACCAAGUGAGCAUUCAAUCUAUGGUAAAAGGUUUGACAUGGAGCUUCACAUGGUUCACUCAAGCUAUGAUGGAUCAAUUGCAGUUGUCGCCUUCUUGUACAUGUUUGGAGAAUCCGACCCAUUUCUCUCCAUGCUACUGCCACACAUAAUCUCACUUGGUAAAGGAGAACACCAAUUGGGGAGAGUGAACCCUAAACAGAUUGGAUUCCCAAGUGAAAAAUACUACAGAUAUGGAGGAUCUCUCACAACUCCUCCCUGUACAGAGGGUGUCAUUUGGACCAUCUUCCAACAGGUGAAGAUGGUUUCUCCAUUGCAAGUGCAAGCUUUGAAGAAUGCCGUUGAUCCCGGAUUCCAAAUGAAUGCACGUCCAAGUCAACAGUUACAUGGAAGAUCAGUUUAUCUGUACCAGUAGCCACUAAGGCAUCGUAAAAAAAGAACAAACGCUGUACAAAUCUGAAACUACUACCUUUCUUCUCCUGUAUUGGGCCAGACCAAGAUAGUCUUAGAGGUAGAAGCCUGUGGUGGGCUGUAGCCUGUAGGCUGGCCCAAUAAUUUGUGGGCUUCAAGGGCAAGGCUUACAGGCUCUAUUAUGUAUUUUGGUCACAUAAUUGAUAAUUGG
Molecule: messenger RNA, 1096 nt
Organism: Linum tenue
Lineage: Eukaryota; Viridiplantae; Streptophyta; Magnoliopsida; Malpighiales; Linaceae
Source: the annotation of a GenBank genome assembly